Heterobasidion irregulare TC 32-1 is the source of this 441-nucleotide messenger RNA. RefSeq lists its product as uncharacterized. The annotation marks the transcript as partial. Lineage: Eukaryota; Fungi; Basidiomycota; Agaricomycetes; Russulales; Bondarzewiaceae. The record is from RefSeq and is a predicted model, not a curated record. The transcript is spliced from 4 exons.
ACAGCCGUAGCGCAGCAGGACAGAUCUGUGAAGGUGCUGAAUUGCAACAUAUUAAAACUGCUCGCAUGCAGCCAUCACCAGAUCGCAGCAAAGAUUGGAUAUCUCAUCGCCUGCAUUGGGCACGCCUCGGUAGGAUCACUUCACAAUGUAAUCUGCUGUUCCUUAGAUUCAAACGUUAUAGAUCCUUAUUCACGGGAAGAACAAGCUGAGUUUGCGAAAUGCGAUUCAAUGUGCGGAGGACCAGAGCACGCAGCUACAGCCUCGCAUUCUUUCUGCACUCAAAACAUCUUUCAUGCACCUCUACCCCUGGGAACGGUCCCAGACAAUGCACUCGGAUAUGUCUCACACGAUGGACACUCCUUCGAUUGCAAGGAUCCAGCGUUGUUACGCCAGUCGUUCCAUGUGUAUGUCUUUCGAAUGAUCUCGGAAGACAUGCAUUAA